AUGUUGAUACAAAAAAAUUCAAAUGCGAAAGAGACACCUCCAACAAGACGUUGCCAAGCAGCUUCUAUAUGUGAGAGUUAUUUACAUGAGGAGAAGAGUUACAUUCCGAUGAUUAGGCUGAAGGUUGAGCUUCAUGGAAAUGAUAUGUUUGAUAGACAUAGAUUCAGCACUCAAUUCAAGGGAUUGGUAGCCAAUCCAAAUGACAUGUUGUCUAUAUCUAGGAAAACUGGAAGAAGAGAAGAAAUUGAAGUUCAUCAACCAGAUGAAGAAAAGGUUGAAAUAACACACAUACUGAGAAAGAUUCUUGGGAAUGUUGAGUUUGGAGUUUUAAACAGACUUUGCUUUUCUGAAAGUUUGGAAGAAUACGUUCGAGGAGAUAGCAACGCCUUUAUGGGAAUGAUUAGAAAGAACAUCGAAAAGGUUAUAGAUACAAUAGACCAUUCUUCCAUUGUGGAUGAAGAUGUAAUUAAGGCCAUGAAGAAAAUCAGCCGUGAGGAAGACCGCAGUUAUGAUGCAGAACAUGUGAGGACUGAGGAAAAUAUGGGAGUUUCUGAUGGGAAGGAGAUAGAAACGAGCUCUAUGGAUAAAAAGCUAGAAGGAGGGAGUCUAUGUCAUUCUUCGGAUAGCAAUGAAGGAAGCGAAUCUAGAAUCAAAAAGAAUUUCGCAUUGGAAGACUUAAUUGGAAGGAAAUACCUAGGAAAAAGAGUAAGGAAGAACAAGGAGGAUUCAAGCACAGAUGUCUCUUUUACAUUCUCAAAAUAUCUGUGA
This is a messenger RNA of Encephalitozoon romaleae SJ-2008, 768 nucleotides long. RefSeq names its product DNA repair protein Mre11. Lineage: Eukaryota; Fungi; Microsporidia; Unikaryonidae. The record is from RefSeq and is a predicted model, not a curated record. Gene Ontology annotation, biological process: mitochondrial double-strand break repair via homologous recombination; mitotic G2 DNA damage checkpoint signaling; telomere maintenance. The coding region runs from base 1 to 768 and encodes 255 amino acids. The transcript has a single exon. Gene Ontology annotation, cellular component: nucleus; Mre11 complex. Gene Ontology annotation, molecular function: manganese ion binding; endonuclease activity.